Messenger RNA from Pocillopora verrucosa, 2979 nucleotides. NCBI's taxonomy places the organism in Eukaryota, Metazoa, Cnidaria, Anthozoa, Scleractinia, Pocilloporidae. The record is from RefSeq and is a predicted model, not a curated record.
UGUCACACUUAUUUGAUAUGCACAACGUUUGAGAGACGAUGGCAGCAGAGCAUGAGACACCCGUAUCUUUGUAUUUCAAAAUGAGUGCUGCGAUCCUUUGGAGAAAUGAGCUGAAAAUAGAAUAUGAGGAAGAUUACGAAGAAACGAAAAAUCGUCUGUUUACGAUUCUAGGAUGGCUGGGCCGGGUGAGCCUCGGAAACCCGUUUGUGGCAUCGUGUGAUCUCGCCUCGUAUCUCAAGUUAUCCGUUUCAAAAUAUGUGUUAAAUUAUGGCCCAAGCAUUUUCAUCAAGUUGAACCGCUUUCCAUACAGAGAGGACACUGUUAAUGAAUGGUUUAAUCUUCCUCCUGAAGACGAUUGGCCUGAGCGAGGCGAGGCAGUAAAAGUAAUAAAUGUUGAUAAAUGUGGACUCGAGCGGAAGUGUUACAGGACACAAAAUCAAGUCGAAAAUACUUUUCCAGAUUCGCUAGAAGAUGACGAAUACGAACUUUUCUUUCACGGUACAUCUCAAAAACACGCUAAAGAUAUAAUUGAGAGUGGGAUUGACUUGAAGAGAGGUGCAAAAGCGCAGGACUACAGCGAUGGAGAUGGUUUUUAUCUGAGCAAACAUUUUGAUGAAGCUUUGAAGUGGGCCCGACAUAGACAUGUCAGUUUUGCAGUGCUCGUGUUUCGAUUAAAGAGAACCGAAUUAAGAGGUAAUAAUAACGAGAAAGGCUAUGAUCUUCGAGAACCAGCUAAGAGGAAAAAAUGGCAAGGAGUGAUCAAGCAAUUCCGAAGUGGAAAGCCAGAUAAAAAGUUCCGCAAAGAGAUGAAUCGGUUUUACCAAUUUAUCGAGGGACCAAUGGCUUCUCUUUCGAGGAAGAAUCCAAACAUCUCAUUUGCCGUUCCGAAAGAUGAUUCUUACCAGAUUUGUGUUCGAGAAAAGAAUUGCGCCGAACUCUUCGACUAUAGUCUUCAUUCUUUAGUUUUCCUCGAUAAGUAGGUAACUAAUAUAUAAAGCAAGUACUCUUAGUUAACGAAAUAUUUGACAUCUUUGUGAUUGUGGACAUUUAAAACCAGCCACUCUGUUACGAAAUCUCUCUCAUGAAAAUUUUUUUCUUUAUUCUUAUGCCAAUUAAACCAAAAUUUUGUGAUAGCAAUGGUGUCCAUACACUUUCCUCACGGAACAUGACAUUAGAUCGAUUGUUUAUCCUAGGAGAAUCAUUCGCGGAUAAUCCGGCGCGCGGGAAUAAAAUGGCGGGUGUCAGGUGCUAACAUUUACCGUUUGAUCUACUUGUAAAAGGGGGGCAGAUAAAUCAUCAUGAUCACCAUAUUGUAACGAUUUGGUUUCUAUCGAAGUGUGGCGUGGCUCUUAGCUGAAUUCAGCAGGGUAAACGAACUUAGGUUUAGAAGAGAAAUACCCCCCGUCAUAACAAGCUUUUGUUCAAAGCUGCUAAAGUGGGAGUGAGGGUCACUUUUUAAUUAACGAGUUUUGCUCUUAACAUUAGGAUUUACAACCACAAGUUUCGUUGAAAAAGUAGACAGGCUAUUAAUCAGGUGUUCCGUACACGAGGGAAGAAAAAAAGAUUCUUAAGUUUUGACUUAGACUGUUUACCAUGCAUCAUUUUGUGACAGAUACAUGAAAAUUUCGGUGGUUAAUGACAGCUAGUACGGCAAUACGUCAUAGUGCUAAUUCAAAGAAAAAUUAUUGUUGUUUAAAACUCACUUAUUUUGAUUGAAUUCGUGAUAUAGACGUUAAAACUAAGAUCUUUCGUGAUGGGUUUGUCUUUCAAUAAGUAGACCUUGUGAAGCAACAAAAAUUAUUUUUGAAAGUCUGUAAACAAUUUACACAAUCUCUUGCGACAUAAACUAGAAUUCUUUAGGGGCUAGCUGAAUUCUAUACAGGCAAAGUUUUCUAUGAAUUAUGGAAAGCUGAACAUUCAUAAUUCAAGAAUUAAUUUAAUCAUCUCGUCAACUACGGGUAACAUUUCUGAUAAGUCACUAUACAGGAACAAAAUGGAGAGAACAAAAGACGAUUAAGCUCAUCUCUCCACAGAAAUGAUUCAAUAUCUUACACUUCUAGAGGUCGCGGUAGAAUUCGAAGACGUUGCCAUAUUAAAUGUCUAAAAGGAGGAAAACUUAAAAAUAUCAAACUGAAAAUAAAAAUUUUGUGCGAAACCACGAUACAGAACAACACAGUACUAAUUGGCGGACAGGAACGCGUCAAAUUUUUUAACGCGGUCUAUCAAAACUUGUUUUUCGUCAUUCUUCUUCGAGAGCGUUCGUUUACUUAUCAGCAGUCGAGCUUGCGCAGUGUUUCGAGGUUUGCAGGCAGUGGGCAUCAACAAUAAGGCUUUUCUGUUGCUUUUCCAGACGCUGUACUUGAGGUCGUAGGAAAUAGCAAGGAAAUAUCAUGAUUUACGAUCAUCGCCAACAGCGAACUAAGGUGAAUAGCGAUGUAAACUCGAUCAAAGAAACUUGUCAUAAAUUGCUUAAGUCUCCCUCGAAACCAACUGGCCUCUCAAACGGUGUAGAUCGUGUAAAAUGGCACACAGACGAUGGCAUUGACCAAGUCAGCCAGAGCGUGGUUGGAAAGGAGAAUGUUUGGAACUGUUCGUAACGAUCUCAGUUUGGCAAGGACUGCAACAACAAACUCAUGACCACAAGCAGACACCAUAGUUAAAAUGAAGGAUAAGCCGCUCAUUACCAGCUUGCAGAAGAGCGGUUUUACCACAAACAUUUCGUCAGUUGUCCUCCAUGAUUUUUUAUGGGAGAAAGCCGGCACUUCUCAAAGCUUACAUUCGGUCAUUCUUGCAAAGAAACUAAAAGUACACCUUUUCCGGCCUAUUAUAUGAGAAGGGAUCUCUAAUCAUACACAAUGCCAGUCAUCUAUUUUUAUAUCUACAUUUUGUAGAUACCGAUUGACUUCAUCUUCCCUCCAAACAAAUGAAAGAAAAUAGGAAUCCUGAAAUAACCAAAAUUUUCAAGAUUUGUGGAGGUUG